CCGGAAGAUGCCCUUUAAAAACAUGGCGGCAUUCUAGCUUCACGCCGGCUGCCUCAGUGUCUCAAGAAAUCUAGUCUACCACUUUAGCCGACGCCGAGGCCUCGAAAAGUCACGCUACUCCAAUCCUCUGCGGUUCACCGAGGACUAAGAUAUCUGCUUCUAACUACAAUGACGGCGCUGCCAGACUUGGUUUCUCGCUUCUAGGGAGGAUGGCCGCUGGGCGGCUUCACUCAGUUUCUCACCACCCCGGAAGACGCCGACCGGCGAUUGGGAGGUGCCCGGCGACCCUGAGAAGAAGGCGCUCGGCGGUUGGGCAGUGUCGGGUCAGGCUGGUUUUAAAGGAGCCGGAGGUGGGAGCUGUGGAAGACCGGGGAUCCGCGGGAGGCGGCGGCUGCAGCCUGGGAUCCCCCUGGGGACCCCGCGGAGCCGCCGCUUCCCCCAUGGACUUGACCCGGGACUUCAGCUGCCCUGACCGGCCGAGUCUGUGCCGUCAGCCCUUGGCUCGAGCGUUAUGGGGAGACCAAAGCCCGAAGCGGCCGAGGCUGCAGUCCCCGGGAGCCCCUUCGCCCCUGGAAAAGGCGUCUCGGCGGGUCCUGGCCGUGGUGCUGGAAGAUGUCAUGACUGCCCACAUGGGGUCCCUGGUGCCAGAGGAGGAGCCUUUGACGCCACGGCAGCGCAGCUGCCCGGCCCCUGGGUCACCACCCCAACAGGCCCACCCGACAUGGUCCUCACAGGCCAGGCCCGCUGACCCACUGCAUUUGUGCCGGAAGCCCUUGAGCCGUCACCACCAGGCCUCUUCCCCACUGAAGCGGCGAUCCAAGACCACCUUAGACCUGGAGGAGGGGUCUGCUCCCGAGGGGGCCCAGGCCCGCCAGCCCACAUUGGUGGUGAUGUUGGAGGACAUCGCUGGCCCCAGGGCCCGAGCUGAGGGUUUUGCCAGCGAAAGCCCCAGCUUCCUCAACCCAGAGAAAAGAGCUGAGCCUGUGACUGCGACAACAGCCACGACCACGGUUCCCAGGUUGAGGUCUCCGCCCAAGGACCUAGAACCCUCGCUGCAGCCCCCGCCGGCCCUGCCUGCCGAUCCCCCCAAGGACUCCCCACCGGCCCCAGAUCCUGCUCUGGAACCCCCAUCGGCCCCACCACCGUCCAGCCUCUUACGCCCCCGCCUCAGUCCCUGGGGCUUGGCCCCGCUCUUCCGUUCCGUCCGCUCCAAGCUGGAGAGCUUUGCUGACAUCUUCCUCACACCCAACAAAGCACCAAGGCCCCCGCCCUCCUCGCCCCCCAUGAAGCUGGAGCUGAAGCUCGCCAUCUCAGAGGCCGAGCCAGCUAGCGGCGCUGGACAGGGCCCCGUAGAGGCGGUCAGCCCCCGGCCUCCGAUCCGCCAAUGGCGGGCUCAGGCCCACACUCCCCCAGCGCCCCUCCCUAAGCUCUCACUGAGCCGGAGCCACUCCUGCCCUGAUCUGGGGCCCCCUGGCUCGCUGGGGACCUGUAUCCGGGCCCCUGCUCCAGCCCAGCCAAGCCGGCCACGGCCUCGGCGGCACACUGUGGGUGGUGGGGAGAUGGUCCGAGCGCACCCCCCACCCCCUCGGCCCUGUCUCCGGAAAGAGGUCUUCCCUCUCGCAGGAGGGGGCGCCUCCCCUUCUCUCACCACAUCUUGCGCGUCCACUGCAUCCACUUCCUUCUCCGAACCAGCAGAACCCAGACUGGGCUCAACCCAGGGGAAGGAGCCAAGGGCUUCCAAAGACAAGGUGCUUUCCAAGGCUGAGACCAAGACCAUGGGAAAGGUUUCCCGGUUCAGAAUUCGCAAGACACCAGCCAGGCCUCAGCUAAACCUGACACCCAUGGGGCUGCCUCGGCCAAUCAGGUUAAAUAAGAAAGAGUUCAGCUUGGAAGAAAUUUACACGAACAAGAAUUACCAAUCACCCACAAGCCGGAGGACUUUUGAGACCAUCUUUGAGGAACCCCGGGAGCGCAACGGAACGCUGAUCUUCACCAGCUCCAAGAAGCUCCGGCGGGCUGUCGAGUUCCGUGACAGCAGCCUUCCCCGAUCGCGGCGGCCCUCCCGGGGUGUGCGGGCCGCAGCAGGCAGGGCCCUCAAGGCCCACAGGGCAGCCGGCCAGGAUGUGGAACCCCUGUUGCAGCAGCGGCUGGAGGAGCUGGAUGCUCUGCUCCUGGAAGAGGAGGCGGAGGGGGAGCAGCCUUGCAGGACCUAGAGGCGCCAUAGUGCCAUCAUCUGUCUGUCCGUCCACCCGUCCGUCCUGGAGGGAGGGAGGAGCCUCUGAGACAUAUAUUUUUUCUCUAUAUUUCUAGUAAAGUUUUCCAUAUGUUUCUGA
This is a messenger RNA of Ochotona princeps (American pika), 2333 nucleotides long. It is a transcript of the gene PRR14, whose product is annotated as proline rich 14. The record is from RefSeq and is a predicted model, not a curated record. NCBI's taxonomy places the organism in Eukaryota, Metazoa, Chordata, Mammalia, Lagomorpha, Ochotonidae. Gene Ontology annotation, cellular component: nucleoplasm.